AUGAGAAGGCUUCACGGUCAGGCAAUUCCGCAUCAAGAGGACGCAGUGACCAGACUUGUCUCCACCUGCCCCAUUGAACCGGGCAGAUAUACCUUGGAGUCUGGAAAAAGCACGGGCUACUCCUACAAGAAGUUGGAAAUGAAGCUGCACGUUGAUGGCAAGUGUGUCUACAAAGAAGAAUCCAAAAGCAGUUUGCUCCGGGCGGUGCCGAACGCCACGGUUUGGAAAGUAGAGUCCGACCUGCUCGUGCUGGACUCUCUGAAACCGACAACGCCUGGCUUUGUUCUGCGGGAAUCGCGCGGCAACAAGAGCUUGGAGAGGAAGGUGUACCGCGUAGAGAUGCCCGUCUCAUUUGUUCGCGGAAGCUGCAAGUUCACACCCUUCGAGCAGCAGAAGAGGCCUUUCCUCGGGCAUCAGCCGCACGACACCUCCACCCUCAUCUUCGGCGUUGUGGAUCCAGAGUCUCCGGCUUUGCGGGGCCUUCGCUGCCGACCUGAUCGAUUGCCUUAUCACGCUUUCGAGCGCGAGCUGCGGUCACAAGGACUCCCCGUGGACGAGAUUCUGACUGAUUUUCAUUUUGUGGACCGAGAUGCCGAUGGUUUGGUGUCCGUCGAAGACAUGCGCCGUUUGGAGACCUAUGGCAACCCAGCCGCAGCUCCCGAAGUCCUGGAGGAGCUUCGUGAGGCACUGGUGAAGAACUUCGCAACUUUGGCGAAUGCUUUCGAAGUGCUGAGUGCCAUGGCUGGUGCCGGACGCGUUACGACGGCAGAGUUUCAGCGCUUCUUCGAGAAGAUUGCAGAGGCUAGCAACCAGGGAGAAGUGCCUCGAUUUGCUGGCCGGCCGUUGCUUGCGCAAGGUGAACGGAGCCAAUCUUUGAAGGACUGGGUAGGCAACACUGACCCGGAUGCUCGUGCCGCUGUCUUUGCCACGCUCUGCCCCGGAGACGGUGAGGCAAUAGAGCUGGCAGACUUCUUGAGCUUGAAUUUACACACCGCCGUGCUUGCUCUGCGAAGAUUGGAGCAUUUCCAGCAUUGGAUCUUUGAGGGGUUCGGCCGAAGCAGCGAGGUUUUCCGCAAAGUAUUCAAGGCCUUGGGUCCACCUGAAGGGAAAGGCUUGAGCCGCAAGGCAUUUGCCGAAGGCACCAAAGCAUUGGGAUAUCCUGGUGCGGAUGGUCGCGUCAUCCGGUCAGUGUUCUCGCUGCUGGAUCGCAACUUUGAUGGUGAGAUCUCCGCCCGCGAAUUCCUGAAGCUCCUGGAGUUUCGUGGCGAGGAUGUCUUGCGGAACUUGGAGGCCUUGAAGCGCUUUGUGGACACGAUGCUUGGUGGUAUCGAUGCAUGUUUUGCGAAAUUUGUGGAGCGCGAGCGUGCUCUGCAGGGUUUGCCUGCCUCGCCGAAAACUGCCAGCUAUGAAGCCUUCCAGAGGACCUGUGUGCAGGCUGGGUUCAGCAAGGUCGCGCCCAAGGCAGACCUGAAGAUGCUGUUUCUAUUCCUGCAUGAGAUGCCCGGGCGGCAAGCAACAGGCUACUUGAGCUUCAGCGAGUGGUCGCUGCUCAAGGGGUUCCAGUCCAAAGCCAUUGCCGGCAGUCCCGCACGUCUCCGACGCAUCAUCGAGGAGGUAUAUGGAAAUGUUGAUGAAGCUUUCCAGCGCAUGCACACAGCUUGGUUGCGAAGGGCUUUGGCCAAAGGAUUGAAACAGACCGCCCUGGCUGGACUCAUGCAUUGCGUUCUUACGCCGAAGCCGAGCCUGGAGCGAGCGCCGAGCAGAGCUGCAGGCAGCUCCUUCCUGGCCGACAGCACGCGUCCCGGCUCUCGCAUGAAUAACUGCAGAUGA
Molecule: messenger RNA, 1830 nt
Organism: Symbiodinium sp. CCMP2456
Lineage: Eukaryota; Dinophyceae; Suessiales; Symbiodiniaceae
Source: the annotation of a GenBank genome assembly